CCCUCUUCUUGUCCCUGUUCUUACACGACGAGGCCUCGUGUACUGCUACACCUCUCUCCAUCAACUCUCCCCCCCCCCUCCCCGGUGUCUCAAUCUCUGUCCUUCUAGGAUAGCAUCUUUUUUUCCCUUCAGCAGUCACCAGGUCGUCCAUCGUCUAUCUUUGGCAACCCGUCCCAUUCCCACCCUUACCACUUUGACAGUCAAGCCAACUUCUUGUUUGAUUGUUUGCUCGUCCCAAGAUGUCUCCCGCCAAAGACCCUCUUCCUUCGGGAGGUGGGACCACCCCACCGUCCGAAUCCGACCAUGCUGUUCAUGACGACAAGAAUGGCUCUCCAGGUGGCAAGCGGGAGCUCACUCUCGAGAUGGCUGAGGACGAUCUGCCCUUUGCAUGGCCCAGCUGGAAGAAGUGGUGGGUCCUCACCGUCAUCUUCCUGGUUCAGACGUCCAUGAACUUCAACACAUCGCUGUACUCGAACGGUCUCGACGGCAUCGAGGCGGAGUUUGGCGUGUCCGCUCAGGUGGCCCGGUUGGGUGCCACGCUGUUCUUGAUCCUGUACGCCUUUGGAUGUGAGCUCUGGGCGCCCUGGUCCGAGGAGUUCGGCCGCAAACCCAUCAUGCAGGCCUCGCUCUUCCUCGUCAACGUCUGGUGUGUUCUCGUCGCCUUGUCCCCCAACUUCGGCUCGCUCCUAGUGGGACGUUGUCUGGGCGGUCUCUCCUCAGCCGGCGGCAGCGUCACCCUGGGCAUGAUUGCCGACAUGUUUGACGCCGACCACCAGCAAUAUGCCGUUGCAUAUAUCGUCCUGUCCUCGGUCGGCGGUUCCAUCCUUGGUCCUAUCGUCGGAGGCUUUGUCCAGUACUUUCUGACCUGGCGCUGGUGCAUCUGGAUCCAGCUUAUCUUUGGCGGUUUCGUCCAGCUGUUGCACCUGCUCACGGUCCCCGAGACCCGUACGACGGUCUGCCUCGACAAGAUCGCCAAGAAGCGCAGAAAGGCUGGCGAGGAGGGCAUCUACGGCCCCAACGAGAUCAAUCCAGUCCUUAAGCGCAUGGAUUUCAAGGAGAUCUGCCAGACCUGGUACCGGCCAUUCAAGAUGUUUGUGACGGAGCCCAUCGUCCUGACGCUGUCUCUGCUGUCCGGUUUCUCCGACGCCCUUAUUUUCAUGCAGAUUCAGUCCUUCAGCUUGGUGUACACGCAGUGGAACUUCAACGCCUGGCAACUGGGCCUGGCCUUCAUUCCCAUCGGAAUCGGUUACCUCGUCGCCCACGCGAGUUUUAUCCCGGCCAUCAGGCGUAACAUACGCCAGCGGGAGUCCAAGCCCGGCGACGAGCACGCGCAAUAUGAGAGCAGGCUGUGGUGGCUGCUUUUCACGGCGCCCUGCCUGCCAAUCGGCCUGCUCAUCUUUGCCCUGACGUGCAACGGUCCUCCUAUCCACUGGAUCGGCUCCAUGUUUGCUUCUGGUAUCAUCGGCAUUGCCAACUACGCCAUCUACAUGGCCACCAUCGACUACAUGGUCUGCGCAUAUGGGCCCUUCUCAGCGUCCGCCACGGGUGGCAACGGCUUCUCGCGUGAUUUCCUCGCUGGUGUCCUCACCAAUGCCGCCACGCCUUUCUACACCAACAUCCCGGGCCCUCAGAAUAAGCCUCUGCAGAACGCGUCCUUCAUCCUCUUCGCCAUCUCCUUCUGCCUUGUCGGUGCCGUCUAUGUCAUUUACUGGUUUGGACCCACGCUGCGCAAGAACUCGGCCUUCGCUCAGACGCUUGCCAAGGAGGCUGCGGAGCACCACCGCCGGCCAUCUGCCGCCGCAACGGGUGGUGCCGCCGGCCCGACCGAGAAGGAGAAGGAGGAAAUCACAGAGACGGCUCCAGUUUAUGCCUCUCGCCCGAGACUUGGACCUGGCUCACGGACCAGCUCGUACCAGAUUAGCAAGGAUAUCGCCUCGCGCAACGCAAGCCGCAACGCCAGCCGGGCGCACAGCCGUGCACACAGCUUCGAGGAGUCCAGGGGCCAUGGCUCAGAGCCGCACACUCCCGGGGCUCAUGGACAUCAACAUGUGCACCACCGAGACCUCGAGCAGCGGCUACACGGUCUCGGACGCAUUGACUCGGAGGUCCAGUAGGAAGGUUCCUCUCCUCGUUGAUACGGCUAACGAGAAAGCAAUAGCAGCAGCCAAUCACAAAAAGUCUGUGAUCAUGUAAGAGGGUCAAGUCAAAUACCCUAGGUGUUGCAUUUCGGAGCCCUCCCUUUUUGUCUCUUUAUUUUUUUUUUCCUUUCCUUCUGCUUCAUUCAGGAUCAGCUCGGCACCUCGGGAGUUUUCAUAAUACCAGAGGAGCCAACAUGGUUUAGGGAUCGUGAUCCUUGGUCUCUUCUCUGUCUGGCUUUUUGCAUGGAUGGUGGACUGCCAGUCGGGAUUUUUAUGACGAUAUGCGUAGACCUGAGUGCAUGUUGGUCAUUAUAGAUACCCAAUACCACGUUUUUGUUUCUUCUCUG
This is a messenger RNA of Cryphonectria parasitica EP155, 2485 nucleotides long. Its product is annotated as MFS general substrate transporter. Gene Ontology annotation, biological process: transmembrane transport. Gene Ontology annotation, molecular function: transmembrane transporter activity. The coding region runs from base 240 to 2114 and encodes 624 amino acids. The transcript has a single exon. The record is from RefSeq and is a predicted model, not a curated record. NCBI's taxonomy places the organism in Eukaryota, Fungi, Ascomycota, Sordariomycetes, Diaporthales, Cryphonectriaceae.